AUGUCAUCUAGUUUCAUAAUCCUGUUUGUUGUACUUACAUGCUUCACAGAAUGGUCACUUGAGACAGUGGUAAAUACUACCGAGUCUCACAUCAAUUCGACUGAAUCACAAUCCACUCUGUUGCAGGCAACCCUGCAAUCAUCAGACUGUUUACGGUUGUUUGCUCCACUCUUAGGACGAUAUUAUUGGGUUGAUUUUUGCGACAGUAAUAGUUAUAUUGACCCAUAUUUUAUGUAUUAUACAAAUGUGAUUUGUUCACAUCGAAGUUUUCUGACAACGAGAUACUGGAUCGUGUAUUCGCGACACGGAUUCCACGGUCAACAUAUUAUAAUUCCACCUGGUAUAUGUGUUCGUGAUUUAAGGGAAAAAGGAUUGUGGUCAGUGGGCUCCGCACUUAAAUGCAUAAAACUAAACCAGGAAAAUCAUAAUUUUUACUGUCACAGGCCGCGAAUAACAUGGUUGCCGAAUAAUCAAUUUCCACAAGGCAUACCUCCAUUCGGACCACAACCGAUUCAAGAUCCAUUUGGAGGUUUCCAGCCGAUUAAUUAUCGUGGUGAACCGAAUGAAAAUACGACAACCGAAGUGCAUUUAGCUUAGAAUCUUUGUUAUAAAAACCUUUCAGCGUUAUACAAUUUUUUGAUAAACACUACAAUAUGAAAUAAUCAAAAUAUAUUUUGCAAUUGUACUGACCAAGAUGGUGAUAUUUGUGGAAAAUAUAUAUUUACCUGGUUCAAUUUUAUUUAAACAACACACACGAAAUGUUUUCUUCUACUUAGACUUUGAAAAUCAGUCCACAUGGAUAACAAAAUGAUCGGAUCAAGAAUAAAUGAUUAAUCUGCGGUUAAUGGAAUAUUUUCAAUUGCACAGUCAACAUCACGGAAUGAUCAUAAUCAGACAAUAACCGGAAGCCAACAACACUAGAUAGGCACUUCGUUCUAUCAUGGUACCACUCAGCAGUGUGCAUCCAACACUCCUCCACCAAUGAUCAAACCCGAGACCUUCAGUUCCUGGUGUAAACACCUGAUCUCUAGACUACUGGGUGAAGCUGAACAUCCUGGGUUUGAAACGUGGUAUCCGCGUGAUGGGUUCUCACUUCUGAGUGGCAUCUUAUGUGGAGGGAACAUCCGUCCAGCACUUCCGUUUUUUAAGUGGUUAGAUAAUCACGAUUAUUCCCUAAUGUUGACUAUGAAAUAUUUCCGUUUUUAUCAACCGUGCAUGUUUUACCUACCCAACUUAUUUUAAAUCUUGAAAUGAUAUUCAUAGAGAAUAUGAGCCUUUUCCUCUCGAUGCAAAAUAUAAAAUUUCAGCACAAAGAAUAUAGGGUUAUAUAUUUGAAUAAAGAUUUAGUGAAUAUAGUUUAUGGGUCAUCAGUGUGUUGUGUUUCCAUGAAACAUUUCCAAGCAUAACGAUUACAUCAAAAGAUUUUAUUUAUAGUGUGUGCUUUGUGGAUUACCGAAGGAAUAUCAAUCAUACUGUAAUAAUAUAACAACCUAAUCAGACUCAUUUAUGUAGGACAUCUCAAUAAAUGUAGUUGGAUUAUUGAAUGGUUUUCACCGUAUCAAUAGGCUUUCACUCAACCCUGCAUAACAAAAAAUGUGAAUUUUAGAUGAUAAUGACAAAUGAUUAGUUUCAUCGAAGUGAGAUUCUAAAGUGAGUUAUAG
Molecule: messenger RNA, 1661 nt
Organism: Schistosoma haematobium
Lineage: Eukaryota; Metazoa; Platyhelminthes; Trematoda; Strigeidida; Schistosomatidae
Exons: 2
Coding region: 1-597 (198 amino acids)
Source: RefSeq, a predicted model, not a curated record